Molecule: messenger RNA, 5344 nt
Organism: Schistosoma curassoni
Lineage: Eukaryota; Metazoa; Platyhelminthes; Trematoda; Strigeidida; Schistosomatidae
Source: the annotation of a GenBank genome assembly
AAAUCGGCAAGUUCUGAUAUAAUUUUAUUUUACAUGUUAUCUCACGUUGUUUGUUUCGCGAUAACCAUAAAUCAAAUAAAUCUAUUUGUUUCCCUUAGUUUUAAACCUUCCAUACAUCUCAUCAUGCUUGAUUUCGAGGGAAAUUUCGUUAUAGAUUUGUUUGUAUAUGAUAUAAAGAUAGUUACUGUAUUCACGGUGCUUAUUUAGUUCUAUAAAUAAUUGCUUAUUUGGCUUCUAUACAACCCUCUGCCAGUUGACUUCUAAUAUUCAGCAUUUGUCCAGUUGUAAAGGAUCUUUCAGGCAGUAAUAAUCAUUGGGCAUUCAAAUUCUUGUAGUAAAGAGAGAUUACUUACGACCUCUGUUAUUCCUUCUCUAGUAUGCUUCUCUGAGUUUUUGUUCUCUAAAAUAAGGCACUUGAAGGUGUGUACAUCACCGUCUCGAGUAAUCGUCUCGAAGUAUCGAUGAAGGUGGAAACAUGUAUGCCACGGGUAUUCUGUCCGUUCUGGGCUUUUCUACUCGCCUGCAAUGUCCCGAUCUAGUGAGAGAAAAAUGGGAAGAUAUAUCAAGUCUAAAAUCACUUCUUAGUAUUUUGUACAUGAAAAUCAAAUCACCUCUUAAUCUGCGGUAGGGUAGAGUAAAGACGUCUAGCUUUUCAAACCGCUCCUUGUAUAGUAAACUCGAGUUGCACGAGUAGCUGCCCUCUGUACUUUUUCCACGGUAUCCGAGUUACCUUUUAAACGGGGGCUUGUAGCCUGAACGCAUUUUUCAAACUUAGCUCUCACUAAAGUUGCAUAUACUGUAGUGAACAUGCUAGUUUUCAACUUUGUGAACGUCCGUCUUAAAGCCCAUAGGGUUCUAAACUCCCUAGUUACAAUCUCCACGCAAUGGGUCGUGGUCAUAAGCUGACGACUCAUUGUCACCUUAAAAUCCUUGUAAAACCGGGCCACGGCUACAGGUACUUCCCUUUAUUGUACCUAUUAACUUUUAUAUCCCCAAAGUGCUUGUAGACGCACUUUGCCGCGUUGAUACGCACCAGUCUCUCUUUAGACCAGCUAAUCACAAUAUUUAAGUCUGUCUGAAAUGCACAUAAAUUUGCCUCUUGUUAUUUCUAGCCAAAUUUUUAGUAACAUUGGGGAUUCAACUAUACUUGGGAGCUCAUUUACAUACAGUAUAAAAAGUAAAAAGCCUAAGACAGAAUCUUGCAGUAAUUCACUAAGUACUGGUCUCCAGAUGGAACACUUAGAAUUAACUCUUACUUUCUAUCUACGACAUACUAGGAAAUCCUCAAGCCAUUUUAUGAGGGGUCUGACAAUUCCAAGAAUUUCCAGCUUCGAUAGCAGUCUAUUUGUUGUCACUGUUAAAUGCGUUGCUUUAGUCUGUGUAGAAAAAAUCCGCUGAUUCUCCAUUCUCUAGAGCCUUUAUCCAUUGCCUCCUUGCUAUAAGGAGGUUUGUUGUGCAAGAUAAACCUUUUCUGAAACUAUGUUUUUCACUUACUCAUCGUAGAUUAAAAAUUCUGUGACUGUGUCAGUUAUAUAUUUUCUUUGAUAAUUUAACUCGACUGGAAAAUAAUUUAUGCGAAUGUUUGUUAAUGUUAGAACGAAUGAUUUGACAUAAAUUGGACGCUGAGUAUAGAGAAGUCAUCACAGGUGAGAUUUAUAUUUGCCUGAACACCGAAAACCACGAUGCGCAAUGCUGACUAGUGUUGGGGUAGUUGGCAAAAAGUUAGGGGCGGCCAAACCAAAACGUGUAUUAGUGCUUAAAGUCACUACUGGUCUGAGCCAUGUUGGUAGAUUUAGGCUACUUGAUCGGGAUCUGCGCGACUAUCGUAACGAGUGGUUGGUGACUCCAUGUGACAUGACUCAGAAUCGAUCACAAUGGCGUAGGUGUAUGUACUCUUUGUCUUCUUUUAAACCUUGAGAUUAAAACUUUUUAUGCACUUAUUUCUACCAACUAAUUCUUUCUUCCUGUAUCAUAUCCUUUUAUGCAAUCUUUCAUCUAGAUAUCACUACCAUUGAAGUAGCUGCUUUAUGAAUUCGGUGUUGAUCUUGUUGUGCUUAUGAGGUGUGGUAACUUGGACCGAUGCAUAUAUGUGCCUGGUCCUACGUUGUAGCUGACUGAUAUCAUUCUCAUCUGGUAACUUUUCUAAAAUCUCAGAUGUACACAUACAAAACACUAAAUUCAGUCAACCGCUUAGCAGUGGACAUUGUGGUCAAUUAAAUACAUUAAUUAUAUGUCGCUGUUCAGUUUUCAUUAUACUUUAUCAAGCUGGAGAAACCUGUGGUGUAUAAUAUUAGUACUUUUGCAUAUUUUAUUUCUUUGUGUUAUUGCUAUAGAGGAAAGGCUUACGUCUAUAAAGACGCUUUAUUUUACUGGACUGAUAACUAGUACGGUGAUCAAAGUGAUGCAGGGUACUGAAUUAUUGCGAUUUCUUUUAGAGCUUAACUUCGUUAUUAUAUUAUCGUGGCAAUUACGAGACAUUAACACUAAAAUAAACGUUAUUAAGACUCGUUAGAAACACUAGCAACUGUACAGUACGUAUUUGAAAGAUCAUUCAUAAAUUAAUCAAUUCCAAACCUGGGUGUCAUGUUUGGUUUUUGUCUAUUCCAGUCACUGUAUUUUUAUACACAAAAUUCGCAUUCAACAGAUGUUUUUUUAUCUAAAAAUAGAUUUUUGUGAUUCGUCUUGUUCUGUUUAAAUUACUAAUGAAUUGCAAAAACUUUCCUUUUGACUAUUUAGAGGCAUUAAAAUGCAUGCUCAAUCUAAACGCCCCUCCAAAUUCUUCGGAUGGACCGCAAUGGAAAAUCUUGAUAUACGAUCAACUGGGAAGAGAUAUCAUCUCACCGUUAUUAACAGUCAAGGAUUUACGUAUGCUUGGUGUCACAUUACAUUUAAUGUUACACUCGCCACGUGAACAGAUCCCAGAUGUUCCCGCUGUUUAUUUCGUUUACCCUUCCAAAGAUAAUAUUAAUGCUAUAUGCAAGGAUUUUGAAGCAGGUAGAUAUGAUUCGUAUUACUUGAAUUUUAUCAGCCCAAUAUCACGCGAAUACCUUGAAGAAAUAGCUCAAACAGCAUUAUCUGAAAACUGUGUUCAUCAAAUUUCAAAAGUUUUUGAUCAGUAUACAAAUUUUAUUUGUUUGGAGGAUGAUUUAUUGACUCUUAGCUCACCCAUUGAUGGUCCUUCUUCCUUUUAUGCUCUUAAUCGUGCGAAAGCUACAGAAGUGGAUAUGGAAAAUUUAAUCCACUCAGUUGUUGAUGGAUUAUUUUCAAUUUUUGCGACACUUGGCUCAAUACCUAUUAUACGUUGUCCUCGUGGUAAUGCUUCUGAAAUGGUAGCAUGCCAGCUGGAUUCGAAAUUUCGUGACAGCCUUCGAGAUUCUAGGAAUUCACUUUUUAUGAAUAAUACAGCACGCGGUUAUGGUAUCACUGCAAAUGACGAUUCGUCUGGAGAACGUCUAGGAUUGAACUCUUCAUCACCACUAAGUCUUUUAAACAGGAACUCUCAAAUGAACUCACCACCAAACUUAUUUCAGCGUCCACUGUUGAUUAUUUUAGAUCGUAGUUUAGAUUUGGCCUCUCCACUACACCACGAGUUGUCCUACCAAAGUUUAAUCCAUGAUAUCUUUAAUAUUCGUCUCAAUCGUGUUCAUGUGAAUUUAGAUUUGGCUAAGCCUAUCUCAGAUAAUGAAAAAUCCAGGAUACCAGAAAAUAAUAGUAAAACAUCAAAUUCUAAAAUAGUUGAGUAUGAUUUAACAGGAUCAUGUGAUCGUAUAUGGAGAGAUUUUAGAGGUGCUGCAUUUUCUGAUGUUGCAGAAGCUAUACAUGAAGAAGUGACAAUACUAAAAGAUUAUGAUAGACGUAUGAGUGAAUUGAAAUCAUCACUUGGUGGUUCAACAGAUAUAAAUAUGCUGGCAACUUCAUCAACAAUGACGUUUCUAGAUGAUAGUACAGCUAAAUUAACAAAUGCUAUCAAUUCUUUACCCCAAUUAAUGGAACGUAAACGAUGUCUUGAUAUGCACACAAAUAUUGCAACUUGUCUAGCUAAUGUAAUCAAAGAUAGGCAGAUACAUUCUUUUGCUGAAGAAGAAGACCAUCUUCUUUCUAAAAACAAUCCAUCCACGGAACAAAGUUUAAUCGAGCUAAUUAGUAAUCCGUCAAUUGGUACACCUGAAGAUAAAUUACGCUUGCUUAUUAUUGCUGCUUUAGCGGGUACCAGUAGAACUGGCACAAACACUAGUAAUACAUCAAGUAAUAUGAUUGCCAGUGGAUCUGGAAGUGCAUUAAAUAAUUUCAAUUCAAACACUAGUGGUAUUGAUUUUUGUUUAUCCGAUACAGAAGUUGAUCGUUUGAAAACACUGUUACAAAACUCCUAUCCUAAUCUUGAUAUGAGUCCUGUGAAUUAUAUUCAACACUUUAGGAAAAUUCCAAAAGCUGGUCAACUAACUGAUAAUAUCAUGGAGAAUGUUAAAGGAGCUGGUAGUCGAAGUGUACUUAAUAAAAUUGUUUCACAUGGUUCAGCUAUAUUGCUGACUGGGAUGAGACAUUUGAUUGGUCAGAAAUCUUACCUCCCGUUUACUCGCAUCGUAUCUCAGUUAAUGGAAAAUAAAGGUGGUUCUGAAUUUGAAGACUAUCGCUAUUUUGAUCCGAAACUGUACAGGCGUCAAGAUUCUAAUAUGCCUCGUGUCAAACAACCUUUCGAUGAAGCUUUUGUCUUUGUCGUUGGUGGCGGAAGUUAUGUUGAGUACCAAAAUCUGUUAGAUUGGGUCAAAUCAACUUGUUCCACUACAUCUGGCACAUCUAGCACUUCGUCAACAUUAACAAAUUCUGUUAAUGGGAUAAACAGUCGCCCUGGCACAGGAGGUCAUGACUCAUCCAGCGCUCCUAAUACUGGUACAGCUUAUUCCAAACAUAUUACUUAUGGCUGUAGUGAUCUUGUUAGUCCGAGUGAAUUUUUAUUAGAAUUGGGAAAACUUGGGAAGGAGUUGUAACUUUGGAGUUAUCAAUAAUUCUGAUCGUACAACUAAAAAAAUUUCAGUUACCUCUUAGAUACAGUGGUUGCUUUGAAUUUUUUAUGCUCUGUAAAUUUCUUCUUCUGUGAUGAUAUUUCUUCUAGUGUUUGGCCUGUCAGUUAUCUUAAACGUUCAUUUACACUAAAUUUGAUUUUUUUUUGGAAUUAUUGUACUUCUUGUUAUAUGUCUAAAUCUCUUAUUGAAAUUUUUUCUGAUAUAUCUAUGUUGAAAUUUUUCAAAUGUAUUCUAAUUUGUAUCCACAUUUUAGAUUAUUCACUACGUAAUUAUAUUGUUCAUUGAAAAUUGAAAUGUUUGAAAAUAUAAAUGUUCUGUGAUUG